Acanthopagrus latus (yellowfin seabream) is the source of this 2747-nucleotide messenger RNA. RefSeq names its product TSC22 domain family protein 1-like. The transcript is spliced from 3 exons. Gene Ontology annotation, biological process: regulation of transcription by RNA polymerase II. Lineage: Eukaryota; Metazoa; Chordata; Actinopteri; Spariformes; Sparidae. The coding region runs from base 784 to 1236 and encodes 150 amino acids. The record is from RefSeq and is a predicted model, not a curated record.
AGGGCUGUAUUUUAUAAAGUAGCUGUGGUGAGGAAGGUUUCACAUUCUUAACACCCCUGAAAAAUUGAGGGAAUUGAUAUGAAACAGCCUAAAAUGGUAUGUAGUAUUUAGUCAUUUGAGAACAAAAUCUCUCAAACUGCUUAUAUUCACUAACAUUUCGGGCAGGAGUAUAACUCACCACAUGACAUUUUUGUAUGCAUGAUGAGACCCAUUAUUAUCAGAGGGAUUCCUUGUAGUGUAAGUGUUCCUCGGGGUUGAGAAACACUCGCAUCGGGCUGAAUUCCUGUGUCGAAACAGGAGCUGAUGGAUGUCUAAUGUCGCUGUUUGAAUCUUCUCCUUCCCCUUGCCUGCUUUUCACCACUACAGCUCUUUUCUUUUUCUCUUCCCAUCCGGUUUUCCCCGGUUUCAUCCACCUCCUCUCUCGCUCCUGGAAUAUUUUAUGCAAAAACGCGUCAGCUGAGCGGCAGGUGGGGGCGUUCCCGCAUAGAUUAUGCAAACGGACUCGGUCUCGACCAAUCGGCGGCCGCCCUCUCGGUUUGUCGCUAGAUAAAUUAUGCGCGCUCGUCCCGAGCCGCAGAUUCGUGUUGUGGAGCCGAGAUGAGCUGACCUUGGAUUGUAUUUGUGCCGCGGCGGUCGGUGCACGAGCUUUUUUUUCUACUCACAAUAUCGCCUCGUGGAUGUGUCUCACGGAGCUGGUCGCUGGAGGUCGAGACGGGAUCUGUUUGUGAGCGGACUGUAAAAAGAAAAAAAGAAACAAAAAAACAACCCCCCUCAAAAAACAACAUGGCCAGCAUGAAUUCGCCGUGCUACACCGUGGCUAUGGAUCUUGGCGUCUGCCAGCUGAGAAAUUUCUCCAUCUCGUUCCUAUCUUCGUUACUGAGCGCGGAGAGCUCUCACGUCAAGCUCGACAAUAGCUCGUCAGGAGCCAGCGUUGUGGCUAUUGACAACAAGAUUGAACAAGCAAUGGACCUGGUGAAGAGUCACCUGAUGUACGCAGUGCGUGAGGAGGUGGAGGUCCUGAAGGAGCAGAUCAAGGAGCUGAUCGAGCGUAACUCCCAGUUGGAGCAGGAGAACACCCUGCUGAAAACGCUGGCCAGCCCGGAGCAGAUGGCCCAGUUCCAGGCCCAGGUUCAGACCGGUUCCCCGCCUGCGCCUCCGACAGCUGCUACACCGGGACCCCCGAGCAACGCCACCCUCGUCCAGCCCACCCUGCACAGCUCUGGCCCAUCGGCGUAGCCUGGUCUGUACACAGACAAACUGACUGACAUUUUUUGAGUUCUGCUACAGCAGCAGCAGAGCUCCACCUUGCCUUCUGCAGCAGGAGGUUACGCUGUUAAGACAAGAAUUUGCACAUAUUUAUCUCUCAGAAGGAUGCAGCUGGUGGGACAGGCGGUGCAGUGCUUCAAAGCGCAGCAGGGGGUGACAAUCUUGAAGACGGUGUAUGGCGAGAUUAGUUUCAGAGCAAGAUUGAAUCAUCGAACAUUUGCCAAAUAACCCUUGGACAUAUCAACUAGAAUGUCUUACCAAGAAGAAACAAAACAAGUCAUCAGUGGCGACAAUAUACUUAACUAUAGAUUAAAAAAAAAUCACUGUGCCUGUGUCUGGAUUUUAAGUGAUGUCGAUUUUACUGAUGAGGGCGGUGGAGGAGGAGCAGGAGGUGGAGGAUUGUAUUGGUUGUUACCUUUUUUUUUUUUUUUUGCUGAAUGAUGUAAAUAAAAAAGUUGUUCUCUCUCAAUGCUGAAUCCUAAAGUUACAGGUCGAGAGGUUUGAGAGAGAGAAAAAAAGCCUUCUCAGAGUGACAAAUGAAGAAUGUGAGCAAUUAUUACCAUGACAAAGUCCCCAUCUGGAAUGGGGGAGUUGGGGGGGGGAGGGAGGGAGGGUAUUUUGAACAACACUUGGCAGAACUGGUGACGUUACUUCAACUGUGGGAUGUUGGGAUGAACAAAAAAAAAUGUGGUUUCUUAUGGAGAUGAUGAUAUUCUAUUUCAGUAUUUCUCUUUCAAAGCUCCUCAUUUUUGCCCUGGACAAAGCUCAUCAUUGCUGUUCUCUCAACCCUGCAGUGGCAUGUAAUUUAAACCUUAUCCGACAGGGUUGAGACAUUUGGGCUAAGCUGCAUUUUCUCUUUUCGUAAUAAAAAGUUUGAUGGGCAGAAGAUGAUGUAUAUUUCUGUAUAGUGUAAGUACCAUGUAAAAUAGUGAGGAGAGGGAGGGAGAAAAACAACAGAUGCUAUCUUGGCCACACAGAUUGAAGCGGGUGAGCGAGGAACGUGCUGGUCUUGCCCAAGUCUGUGUCGUCUAUUUUUAAUGCUGUAUUUUCAAGACUGUGGACGGACGGAAGGUUAGGUUAUUUAACUGACAACAACACAGCCAACAAUGUUGUCCAUAUCUCUUUACUGCGACAUUAACUCUUACUGUACAACCAUUCUCACUUUGCUCUUUUUUUUCUUUCUGGAGUAUUUGCACCUUUUAUGAUUUUUUUUUUUUUUUUAAGUUUUUGACAGUGAUGUACUUCUGGAUGAACAAUAUCUUAAAACUCAACAUUUAACAACAAAAAAACAAAACAACAAAAAAUACAAACUCUGGAGAUGUGUUUUCUUUUUCAUUCUGUGUAUCAGUUGUAUGCUCAUGUUCUGUGCAUGUUUCUGCAAAAGACCGGAUGAGAUAUUGUAACAUACUUACCACAAUUGCACUUGACAGCUGCACUUCACACCUUUCAAUAAACAUGCUUAAAGAAGAAUAACCACCUGA